This is a messenger RNA of Misgurnus anguillicaudatus (oriental weatherfish), 3763 nucleotides long. It is a transcript of the gene unc5a, whose product is annotated as unc-5 netrin receptor A. Gene Ontology annotation, molecular function: protein binding; netrin receptor activity. Gene Ontology annotation, biological process: netrin-activated signaling pathway; anterior/posterior axon guidance. NCBI's taxonomy places the organism in Eukaryota, Metazoa, Chordata, Actinopteri, Cypriniformes, Cobitidae. Gene Ontology annotation, cellular component: membrane. The record is from RefSeq and is a predicted model, not a curated record.
GCACAUCUGAUAAACUACACGCGCUCUCAUUGACUUUAUGCCCCACAUGACGCGUCGUCUCCAAGGGUCCCUCCAAUCCAUUCCAGUGAAGACUCGGCAUCCGUUCCGGGUUUUCCUCCAUCGCCGCUUCAUACAUCGCUUCUCCUCACUUCUGCAUUGCUGUACCAGCAGAUGUUCGCGCACCGAAGCCAAUUUCCAGCCUUUAUUUUUACCGGAGCAAGUAUUUGUAUAGCAGCCGAGAGUGAGAAGACGCAGAAGAGCCGGGAGGUUUUCUCUCUCUCUCUCCGCACGCCUGGAGUGCAUGUGUGUGUGUGUGUGGAGGGACUGAAGAAAUUAAAGACGAGUCUUUAUUUACCACACCUGUGAUGCGCUGCUGUUUCUGAGCAACGAAGACGCGCUCAUGGCUAAAGGUACAGGAAGAGGAUAUGUGUUGAUAGAGGACUUAUAAAUGCACUGGCAAAACUGAUCGGCGUAAUAUUACAAGAACCGAACGCAGAAAACAGAUACUCACCCCAUCUCAUUUGAUUUACUUCAUCUCACGGACUCAAACUUAAGCGAGAGAGGUGAUAAAGACAUGAUGCCGUUACACCUGGCUCCCUUUGUCCGCUGGAGAUCCGGGCUUGUACUCGCAUGGAUCUGCCUGUUUACCUUCGGAUUUACCUGCGUUGGUGGAGAGCAUGCGGCCACCGUAACGCAUCCGCUUCCUGCGGCCUUCUCCGACCUUCUGCCCAAUUUCCUGGUGGAGCCUGAUGAUGUUUAUAUCGUUAAAAACAAGCCUGUGACCCUCACCUGCCGGUCUACACCUGCCACUCAGAUCUACUUCAAAUGCAACGGCGAGUGGGUUCAUCAAGAUCAGCACCUGAUCGAGCGUGACGUGGACCCGGCUACAGGGCUGCCGGUGAUGCAGGUGAAGAUUGACAUCUCCAGACAGCAGGUGGAGAAGAUCUUCGGCCUGGAGGAUUACUGGUGUCAGUGUGUGGCCUGGAGCACUACGGGAACCCAGAAGAGCCAAAAGGCAUAUGUGCGCAUUGCAUAUCUGAGGAAGAACUUUGAGGAGGAACCACUGGGUAAGGAAGUGGCACUGGAUCAGGAAGUUCUCCUGCGCUGUCAUCCUCCAGAAGGCGUUCCUCCUGCUGAGGUGGAGUGGCAGAGAAACGAGGAGCUGAUCGACCCCAAGACUGACCCCAAUUUCUUCAUCACCGAGGACCAUAAUCUCAUCAUCAAACAAGCCCGUCUGGCCGACACAGGCAACUACACCUGCGUGGCCAAGAACAUUGUGGCCCGACGCAAGAGCUCCUCGGCCACUGUGAUUGUCUAUGUGAACGGGGGCUGGUCAACGUGGGCCACGUGGUCGGCCUGCAGCGCUGUCUGCGGUCGCGGGUGGCAGAAGAGGAGCCGGAGUUGCACCAACCCCACUCCCCUGAACGGCGGGACGUCCUGCGAGGGCCAGAGCGUCCAGAAAAGCGCCUGCACUGCCACCUGUCCAGUGGAUGGAGGUUGGAGUGAAUGGAGUAAGUGGUCGCCGUGCGGAGUGGACUGCACCAUGUGGAGGAGCCGGGAAUGUACGCAACCUACACCGGGUACCAGAGGAAAAGACUGCCAGGGCCUGGAUCUACAGUCCCUAAACUGCACAAGCGAGCAGUGUCCACAGACCGCGUCAGGUGCUGAGGAUGUUGCCCUUUACGUGGGCAUCGUGGCAGUCGCCUUGUGUCUCACCCUGCUGUUGAUCAUACUGGUGCUGGUGUACCGCAGGAAGAAGGAAGGUCUUGAUGCAGAUGUGGCUGACUCGUCCAUCCUCACCACUGGCUUCCAGCCCAUGGGCAUCAAGCCCAGCAAGCCAGGUGUGUGGGCACCGCGCAGGGCAGCCCGCAGCAAAAACUCUCAUUUGCUCACAAUCCAGCCCGAUUUGACCACCACCACUACGAGCUACCAGGGAAGUCUGCGUUCCCGUCACGAAGUCACCGGAAAGUUUUCCAUGAGCAAUGGCCCCCUUCUCGAGCCGCUUCCCAACGGCUCCCACACGCUACAUAAUGGAAAACUGCCCAGCGACCCCAACGCCUUCAUGGAUCGGCUUUCCUCGCAGACGUAUUUCAAAACGCUACCGAGAGACACCGUCAACACCUCGUACGGCACCUUUAAUUUCCUGGGUGGCCGUCUUACGCUCCCAAACACUGGAAUCAGCCUGCUCAUCCCGCCAGAGGCCAUUCCCAGAGGGAAGAUUUAUGAGAUUUAUCUCACCGUUCAGAAGAACGAAGAUAUGAGGUUGCCCCUGGCUGGUUGCCAGACACUGCUAAGCCCCGUGGUGAGCUGCGGCCCGCCCGGUGUGGUGCUCACCCGGCCGGUCAUCCUCAGCAUGGACCACUGCUUCGAUGCCUGCCUGGAGAACUGGGCCAUCCGUCUGAAGAAGCAGUCCUAUGAAGGAACCUGGGAGGAUGUUCUUCAGUUGGGGGAGGAUGUGGUGUCUGAGCCCUAUUACUGCCAACUGGAAGCGGAGACGUGCCGGGUCUUCACCGAGCAGUUGGGUCGCUUUGCUUUGGUGGGGGAGUCGCUCAGCAUGGCUGCAGCCAAGCGUCUAAAACUGCUGCUGUUUGCUCCCGCCUACUGUUCCACCCUCGAGUACAACAUUCGUGUCUACUGCAUGGAUGACACACAGGACCUGCUAAAGGAAGUGAUGCAGAUGGAGAGACAGCUGGGAGGUCGAUUGAUCGACGAACCUCACGUCCUGCUCUUCAAAGACAGCUACCACAACCUGCGACUCUCCAUCCAUGACAUGCCCCAAACACACUGGAGGAGCAAACUACUCGCCGGAUAUCAGGAGAUCCCAUUCUAUCACAUCUGGAGCGGCUCUCAGCGGACCCUACACUGCACCUUCACACUGGAGAGACAGAACCUGAGCAUCUGUGAUCUCACCUGUACACUGUGUGUGUGGCAAGUGGAAGGAGAGGGACAGAGCAUCAGUCUGGAUUUUAACAUCUCAAAGGACAUCAGACCACUGGACUCAGAUUUCCUGAUGAUGGACAACUGUACCCCUGCCCUGGCUGGCCCGAGUGCGUUCCAGAUCCCUUACCUCAUCCGACAGAAGAUCUGCAGCAGUCUGGACGCCCCCUGCCCCAACGGAGCCGACUGGAGACUACUGGCACAGAGACUGAAACUCGACAGGCACAUGAGUUUCUUCGCAUCUAAAUCGAGUCCCACAUCAGUGAUCCUGGACUUAUGGGAAGCUCAGCACUUCCACAGCGGUAAUCUCAAUCAGCUCGCCGCCGUGAUGGCCGAGAUCGGCAAACAGGAGGCCAUGAUAUUCCUGGUGUCAGACGGCGAGUGCUGACACGUUAAGACUGGCCGUCUCUCCGAGUGAUGGGGUUGGGGGAAAGAUGCGACCCUCGGCCCGCCCCGCCACAGACGAGAAACAAAUCAAAGAACAGGGUUUACCCAACUAUACGAGGCCACUUCCCCAGCGAAUAGGGAAAAGAAAACGACAACCUGCCAGAGCUUUUAGAUGUACUGUGACUGAAUCAAAUGGCCCCCCUCUCAGAACAAAAAUCCAUUUGUUUUGGAAAAUAACGGUGUAUAGUCAAUUCCAGAAAUGGCCUCAGCUGACCAAUACGAUAGACGUUUAUGUUAGGCACAUUGAUAUUUUAAUAUCGGACUGGAAACUAAAACGAAAUGAACGGUAUCGAACGAAACGCAAUGUCGUCCGAGUCCGCCACAUCGGUAAGGGGAAUAUUUAGCAAAUUCCGUGAAAUGCAUUUUGUAAAUGUGCACC